This is a messenger RNA of Pyrenophora tritici-repentis Pt-1C-BFP, 1584 nucleotides long. RefSeq names its product Hexokinase. Lineage: Eukaryota; Fungi; Ascomycota; Dothideomycetes; Pleosporales; Pleosporaceae. Gene Ontology annotation, molecular function: mannokinase activity; ATP binding; fructokinase activity. Gene Ontology annotation, biological process: glycolytic process; glucose 6-phosphate metabolic process; intracellular glucose homeostasis. Gene Ontology annotation, cellular component: mitochondrion; cytosol. The record is from RefSeq and is a predicted model, not a curated record.
AUGGCGCUGAAUGAAGCACCCAACGCUGCACAUGCCAUAGACACAUUAACCGGCUUUAUCAACACAAAGACAUUGCUCGGUUUAGCGCAUCGCUUUUCGGCCACAUAUACCGAUCUUGCCAGGACCUCGACUGAGCAUUUUCUCGUCACUCCAGUCACGGCAUUACCCACAGGGAAAGAGAAGGGCAGAUUUCUGAGCAUCGAUGUUGGUGGCACCAACCUAAGAGUCGGAUUUGUUGAGCUAAUCGGAGAGCCAGAUGGCAGUGCUGAGAGUGAGCGUGAGCGGAGCAGUACUGUGGGCGAAAAUGUCUUUGCUCAGAUAAGGAGGAGCCAUGACAGGAACUGGCCGAUUGGAGAUCACCUGAAGAUGGAUCAGGCUGAGGAUUUGUUCGCGUGGAUCGGUGACUGCAUCGCUGAGGUCAUCAGGGGUGCUCUUGAGGAAGAGAAGGCGGGGGAGGAGGUCAGAUUACCCUUGGGUGAUGAGAUCCUGCUUGGCAUCACCUUUAGUUUUCCAAUGGCUCAAACCCGUCUCUCAGAAGCUACUCUGCUGCCAAUGGGUAAGGGCUUCGCCAUUACCUCUGAUUUAAAUCUAGGCAAAAUGCUUCUUGCUGGCUACGCCCGACACUGUGAGGUCGGACAUGCUUCAGGCAAGCAACCAUUACCAAAAAUACAGGUCGCCGCCAUCACCAAUGAUACCGUAGCCACAUUUGCAUCUCUCGCAUACGCAGUCAAAGCAUCUCCCAAUAGCCGCGUCGCCAUGGGUCUUAUUGUCGGCACAGGUACCAAUGCAACUGUACCCAUGAAGCCAUCCAGCCUGCAUCCGACCAAAAGAGAAGCUCUUCAAAAUCCUGAUGCUGUUGAAACCGUUGUCAUUAACACCGAGUGGACGAUCCGCGGCACUGACAAGCCACUGAUCGAGUUCAACAUCAAGACGCCCUGGGAUCUCACGCUUGACGCCAAUAGUGAUGCACCUGGUUUUCAACCGUUUGAAUACAUGACGUCUGGCCGGUAUCUCGGCGAAAUUGUACGCUUGGUGUUCCUAGAUAUCGUUUCCGGAGAAGCAGAUGCCGAGAUCCCACCAUCAUUACAACAGAAGAACGCCCUACCGACACGUUUCCUUUCGGAAUUCAUUGCGCGGAAAGGUGGCCGCAUCGUUCAAGGAGAGCUGGAAAGCAGAUAUCCCGAGCCAAACUCCUCUGGGGACCCUUUCUGGACAGUAGAUCGAGUGGAGAUGAUACGGGACAUUGCCGAGGCUGUUCAGCAGCGAUCUUCGGCGCUGGUUGCUGCUGCCUGUGUCGGGCUGCUGAAUUGUGUAGGUGAUGUUGCACUAGACGAGUCGCCAAAGUCCAGUAAUGGUACACACACCAAGGGCAAGCGGGAUAUCGAAGAGCUUGUGAUUGCAUAUGCGGGUGGGACCAUAUCACAAUAUCCAAAGUGGCUUCAGACAUGCCAACAGUGGAUAGACAUUCUGGUCGAGGAGGGCUCGUCAAAAAAUGCAUCAAAGCAAGUUACGCUCAAGGAGGCCAAGGAUGGGGGCAUUAUUGGCGCCGGAGUGCUUGCGGGUAUGGCGGGUGAAAUUGCGUGA